UGUAGUAAUCAUCCUACCCACCAGUUCAACCAGCAGCGCCAUGAACAAGUUCAUCCUUAUCGCUUUCUUCGCUGUGGCCGUCAGCAGUGCAUUGGCCGACUACCCGAAACCAGCAUACCACGCACCAGCACCAGCACCAGCUCAUCAUGCCCCCGCUCCGGCUUACCACGCUCCAGCUCCAGCUCCGGCUUACCAUGCGCCAGCUCCGGCUCAUCAUGCUCCAGCUCCAGCCUACCACGCACCAGCUCCAGCCCACCAUGCCCCAGCACCACACUACGGACACGGACACGCUGCCCCCGCUCCAGUAGUUCACACCUACGCUGUGCACGCCCCACACGCCAAGUGCGGUGCCAACCUGCUGGUCGGAUGCGCUCCCAGCGUAGCCCACGUGCCAUGCUCUCCAGCGCACGGCCAUGGCGGAUACGGACACGGUGGACACGGACACGGAUACGGACACGCAGCCCCAGCCCCAGCCCACCACUACCGCGCCCCGGAAUCCGACUCUUUCGAUCAGUUCGAGGAAUAAGUGGAUCGUCGUGCAUUGAAGACCAAGACCUGAGCAAACAAGUUGUGAAAGUGAACAUACUCAAUCGUAGUGCUGUACAAUUGGAUGAAAAGUGAUUGGUGCGAUAAAUCGUAUUGUUAG
Messenger RNA from Armigeres subalbatus, 646 nucleotides. RefSeq names its product vitelline membrane protein 15a-1-like. The record is from RefSeq and is a predicted model, not a curated record. Bases 41 to 526 code for a protein of 161 amino acids. The transcript has a single exon. Lineage: Eukaryota; Metazoa; Arthropoda; Insecta; Diptera; Culicidae.